This is a messenger RNA of Acyrthosiphon pisum (pea aphid), 2521 nucleotides long. RefSeq names its product UDP-galactose transporter (gene Ugalt). Gene Ontology annotation, biological process: pyrimidine nucleotide-sugar transmembrane transport. Gene Ontology annotation, molecular function: pyrimidine nucleotide-sugar transmembrane transporter activity. Lineage: Eukaryota; Metazoa; Arthropoda; Insecta; Hemiptera; Aphididae. The transcript has a single exon. The record is from RefSeq and is a predicted model, not a curated record. The coding region runs from base 369 to 1415 and encodes 348 amino acids. Gene Ontology annotation, cellular component: Golgi membrane.
UUAAUGUAAACAUUCCCAUUCGCGUAGUCGGCAACCGCCAAGUGCCAACCGACCAUUGCCAGUUGCCACAUUCACUAUAACCCUAACGCUGUUGCGGCACUCGUUACUUAUGAGUUUGUGACGAUUAGCAAAUUGUGGAUAAGCCUACGUAUACAGUGGAGUUUUAAAUUUAACCUUCACAGUUCGUGGAAUUAAACGAGAUGACGCUUGUGUUUUGAAUAUUUUCGUCUGAAUCCCCUUGUUCCAGACUAUGUCUCCUCCGCCAGAUUGUCGGUGUUUCGACGAAUGGUUCACGAUCAAAAUAGAUAUAUAGUCGGACCUCAGUAAGCUACGAGUUCUACAAGUCAAUUACAUGUGGUGGUAAUUUAAUGACCGAAGUUAAAGAAGAAAUAGACCUAGAAAUACAAGUAGAGACGAUGCAGACCAAUCACAGUCGCAACUCUUCCCUGAAAGUGAUCACUUUGGUAACGCUAACUCUUCAAAAUGCCAUGGUUGCACUCAGCAUGCGUUAUGCACGGACCAGGCCUGGAGAUAUGUUCAUAUCAUCUACCGCUGUCGUCAUGGCCGAAGUGGUAAAACUCUCCGUUUGUCUGGUACUAGUAUAUCGAAUAGAGUCUCUGUCGUGGAAACAUUUUAUAUCGAUAUUGAAUAAUACAAUCAUUAAACAACCGAUGGACACGCUGAAAGUUUGUAUACCAUCUUUAGUAUAUCUGAUACAAAACAAUUUACUAUAUGUCUCCACUUCAAAUUUAGAUGCAGCUACUUAUCAAGUCACAUAUCAACUUAAAAUAUUUACGACAGCCGUAUUUUCUGUGUUGAUACUGAAACGUAAACUAUUGCGACAUCAAUGGAUUGCAUUAGUAAUUUUGAUUUUAGGUGUCAUUCUUGUUCAGCUAAAUAAUUCAACUGACAAAUCUAAAGAAACUCACCCUAAUCAAAAUCGAAUAGUCGGAUUAGUUGCUGCUCUCAUUGCUUGUUGCUUGUCUGGAUUUGCUGGGGUUUAUUUCGAAAAAAUACUGAAAGGAGCUGAAAUAUCAAUAUGGAUGCGCAAUAUUCAAUUGAGUUUUGUUUCUAUCCCGAUAGGUUUUAUCAUGUGUUUUGUUACAGACUGGAAUAUAAUCAACGACAAAGGCUUUUUUUUUGGUUAUGACCUUUACAUAGCCUAUUUGAUAAGCUUACAAGCAGCUGGAGGACUUAUUGUAGCAAUGGUUGUAAAAUAUGCUGAUAAUAUAUUAAAAGGUUUUGCUACUUCUUUAGCAAUUGUUGUAGCCUGUGUUUUCUCAAUGUACUUCUUUAAUUUUACAAUAAGUAUUCAGUUUGUUGUAGGCACAAUGCUUGUAAUGUGUUCAAUAUUUUUGUAUAGUUAUACCAAGCAAAAAAAAUUACCAAACCUAAAUACCACACAAAGAGCAUAAAAAAGCUAUACACUAAAAUUAUGAUAAUGUUUAAUGUAAGCAAACAACUUAAAAAUAUAAGAAAAUUAAUUUUUUAUAAUAAUAUGUUUGUCGUUUGUGUAUAUUAAUAUAUUAUAAUCAUUGACGGUUUAUAUAAUUAUUAUAAGUUAUAUCAAAUAUUUUAAAUGUUUAUAGAAAAAUUAUGUUUUGUUUAAAUUACUUUCAAAUUGUACAGAUGUAGUAUUAUAAUUUAUAAUUUUUACCAUACUUAAGUCAAAAAAUAAUUUAAAAAAUUAUAUUAUAAUAUACUAUAAUUGUAUUUUUUUAUAUAUACUUAACUAUAAUCUUAUACUCUGUUCAGAAUAAGAUUGAACAACUCGGCCGACCAAAACACGUUUUUUGUGCACAUUCCCACCAUAAUCUGGACAUCGGUGAGAGCAUUAGCACAGGCGCUCGAUGACGGCUGGCGAUGACUGUCAGCCAAUCACAGAACGUAUAGCCAUUGCGUGGGAGGUCUGGCACUGUUCGGCAGCUCAGUCUGCACGCGCGAACGGUUCAAUCUUAAUCUGAAUAGUAUAUAGUAAUAAAGAUAAUAUAUACAUUAAUUUUAAGAAUAAAAAAUGUAUAUUAACUAAUUUUAUUAAUAGCACAAUAAUGUAUUUGAUUAUAUUAUGGCUCAAAUACUGUUUUCAUAUAUUUAUAUCUAUACCUAUUUACCUAAAUUUUUAUAUUAAAUUGACUACCUACCGAUAUUUAUUAUAUUAUAGACAUAAGUAAAUAUUAUAUUCAUCUAAUUAAGUAAAGUUGUUACUUAUUAGUUAUUAGUAUUACUGUUAUGUUAUGAGUUAUGCUUAUCAGGAGCGUAUUUACGGGAGAGGAUUUGGGGACUUAGCUCUUUAAUUACAUGUCUAUUAUUAUAUUAUAAUUUUUACAUUGUAAUCUGUUAGCUAAAAUCAUCCGCCCCUACAAAAAAUAAUAAAUACGCCACUGAUGCUUAUGGUUUAUGAAUGUAUCUUUACAUCACAUAAUAUUUAUUACUGUUUUCUUCAGAAUCUUUAUACUUCAACAUUAUAAUUUAUGAUUUCUAACUUCAUAAUAUAAUUAACAUAAAUAUUAUAAUACUUGUA